CAGGUGUUUCAGACAUUCUGGUUAUGACCCAACAAACAGGAUUUAAAGACCUGCAGUUUCCAUCAAAGCUAUUGGGCCACAAAAUAACUCAGCCAGUUUAUGUGUCAAAACUCCUCAUUGUAACAUGGGGGCUUCAUUUUCACUACAAUUGACUCUUUGGUUUCUUGUAAAAGGAAACGCAGCAAUCGGUAAACCUGAUCCUCUACCUCAUACCGCUACAUUAUGUGGGUAAUCAAAGUACGGAAGCAGUUCCCUCUGGGAGGUACAGCACCGCCAUCAUCAUCAACAUGGCCGCCGCUCCCAAAGACAGCGCAGUUCGUCUUCGUUCCUACCAAGACGAGAGCUAUUUGCAUGGGUUUCUUGGAACUGUGGGCGACUUACAGAAGGCUGGGAUACUGCAGGAUGUCGUCCUUGAAGUCGAGGGCCGGCGGUUUCCCUGCCAUCGGCUUGUUCUGUCCGCGGCCAGCCCCUACUUCAGGGCCAUGUUUACAAGUGACAUGGCGGAAAGUCGUCACAAGACGGUUGUAUUACAGGGUUUAGAUGUGGCCAUGUUUGUGGAGAUCCUGAGUUACAUCUACUCUGGAACCCUCCAUGUGUCCCUGGACAAAGUGCAGCCCCUGUACCAGGCAGCCGACCUCCUCCAACAGGACUAUGUGAGAGACACCUGCAGCAGCUACAUGGCCUUCAAUGUGGAACAUGGCACCUGUGUGGAGCUGUACAAGUUUGCUGAUGUCUUCUCUGUGGACAUUGUCCUGAAGCAUUGUCUGCAGUGUAUCUGCAAGCACUUUGUGACGCUUGCAUCCAGUGAUGAGUUCUGCAGCCUGAGUGUGAAUCAGCUGACUAAGAUCAUCAGCUACGAUGAGCUGGAUGUUAAAGAGGAAACAACAGUGUGGGAGGCUGUGGUGAGAUGGGUGCAGCACAGCAGGGAGGACAGGCUGCACCACCUUCCCAGCAUCCUCCCUCACAUCCGCUUCAACCUGAUGACCCCAGAGGACAAGACAGCCAUCUUGGAACACCCUCUGGUCAGGGAGGAUCUUGGGAGUUCUAAAGUCAUCAGGGAAAGGGCAAAGAAAAGGAAACUGAAGCCGAGACUUGGGAUGACAACGGAAAUGCUUCUGCUGUAUGAUAUGGGGAAAGGCGAUCUCCUCUUCUUGAACCCUCAGAAAGGGAAGUACAUCAGUGACGAAGAUGAUAUCUUUCCUGAUAGCGCUGGUAAAACUUUCACCAGUGAUUAUAACAUUUAUGCGCUAGAACAUGACUUAGACGAUUCCGGUCAGAUGUCCAUGUUCAAGUACAACCAUGCAGGCAAUGAGUUUGAAGAUGCUGGUAUGUCUACAGUAUCAAAGUUCCAGAGAGAGUACUCCGGUUGGCCCACUUACUGGGGCGAGUCCCUUAUUGAAGUUGAUCAGAUUUUAUAUUACAUCGCUGCUAAUUUAGGAGAAGGCAGUGGAUGGGUCCGUAUGAAAAAGUACAGUCGGCAGAAGGACCAAUGGCAGGAGUGUUCACAGCUGCGACUUGAUGGAACUUGGCAUCGCAGCGCCGCAUUGUCCUGUGGUCCGUACCUCUAUUUCAUCCUGACCUCAGCAAUGUAUUGCUACGACCCAAGUCAGGACUGUUGGAGCGAGCGAAACCCACCAAAUCUUGAGACUCGUCACUCGUUCCUCACAGCUGUUGCCAUGGGAACAGAGAUUUUCUGCACAGAUAUCGACUUCAAUCAAACUAGGGUGUAUGACACAGAGUCAGGUCAUUGGAAGACACUGCAAGGCUGGCCGAAUCAGGGAAACCUUCGUACCCAUGAGUAUCCACAUCUUUUUGUACUUGAGAACCAGCUGCAUGUACUUUUAGAUGUCUAUGACACUGCCAAAGAAGGACCAUCAGGAAAGUAUCUGGUGUAUGUGUAUGACAGGUCUGCUGAUGCCUGGAGAGACUUGAAGGCCGUCCUUCCUGAUAAGGAAUAUCAUAUACUUGACCGUCUGUCCUCUGUGGCACGUUUAUACCUACCUUUUCUAAAGGGAGCACAAAAUCUCAUCACCUCUUAUGCAAUCCGGCAGGAUAAGAACACAGAGAGUAUGGCAUAGUCUACUACAUACAGCCAAUGCAGGGCAGAACUGUUAAGUUAAAGAACAUUUUUGUUUAGGUCUGGAUUUUACCAUAUGUUACUAUAAUUGUGUUAAUUGUUGAGACCACUCUUGUGUAAUGGGAUGAAGUUUGUCUUAAUAUGUUUAUCAACACAGAUGACGGUUUGUGA
Branchiostoma floridae (Florida lancelet) is the source of this 2248-nucleotide messenger RNA. RefSeq names its product kelch repeat and BTB domain-containing protein 2-like. The transcript has 5 exons. The record is from RefSeq and is a predicted model, not a curated record. The coding region runs from base 288 to 2078 and encodes 596 amino acids. Lineage: Eukaryota; Metazoa; Chordata; Leptocardii; Amphioxiformes; Branchiostomatidae. Gene Ontology annotation, molecular function: protein binding.